AUGGCCACAGCCGUCACCGCGCAGAAUGCUCCGUAUGCGACAGCUGCGCAGAGUCCGCCAGGGGCGCCGCAAGGCUUCCCAGGGCGCUGCUUCUUGGUCAUGGGCCCUCCGGCAUCAGGCAAGGGCACGCAGUGUAAGCUCCUGGCCGCAAGGUAUGGCCUUGUGCACCUCUCUACGGGGGAUGUGUUCCGAGACUUGGUAGAGCGGCGCACCGAGCUGGGCCUUCGGGCCAAGGACUACCUUGACAAGGGCUGCUUCGUGCCUGACGACAUGGUGGUCAGCCUAGUGCAAGAUCGCCUGCAACAGUCGGAUGUGCGGGAAAGUGGCUGCCUGCUGGAUGGCUUCCCCCGCACUACGGAUCAGGCGCAGGCGCUGCUCAAGCAGGUUAGAGUCGAGGGCGUGUUUUUUCUACAGGUGCCUGAGAAGAGCCUUAUUCAGAGGGCCGCGCAACGGCGAAUCGAUCCACGCACGGGGGAGAUCUAUCACUUGGAGUUUGUCCAGCCGCCUUUGGACAUCCUACCCCAUCUGGUCCCACGCGACCGCGAUGAUGAGCACUCCUUCCGGCAACGCAUCGAGGUCUUCAAGGCGCACGUCCGGCGGGUGCUGCCCUUCUUCUCUGGCCGCGUUUCAAGCUCAGUCUGGAAGCUGGACGCCACGCUCGAGCCCCAGGUCAUCUUCCAGAAGAUCUGUCGUGCCCUGGACCAUCUCGAGACGGGGCAAAAGAUGGCCGAAGUGCAGCAUUCCCAGCAUUCCCAGCAUUCCUGCUCGAUCUGCUUCGAUGAGCCGGCAGACUUCCUUGUGAGCCCGUGUGGGCACCAGUGUGGCUGCAGGGAGUGCCUCGUGGCUGUUCAGCAGCAUUCCGGCUGCUGUCCCAUCUGUCGUGGUCCGGUGCGGGAGAUCCAGCAGGUCUUUCGUUGCGGCAGAGAGGUGCCGUCAGUGUCGGAUGUGAAGAGAAGCUUGGAGCCAGUGGCCCAGACCAUGCAUCCCGACCUUCUAGAGAAGCUCGACGGAGCUGUGAACGGAGCCGUAGAGGACGACGAUUGGUCCGAAGAUGAGCCGACUGGUGACCAGGACCUGGUGAAACUGAAGAUCGAGCCGUGCAAAGACCAAACCUGUGCGGGUGAGGUGAAGGUCAUGAUCAGUGCUGAUGUAGCCGACCUCAUGAAGCGGGAGCCGGCAGAUGUCUGCUGCCUGGUGGACGUCUCUGGUUCCAUGGGGAGCACGGCAACAUACGAAGAUGCAGAUGGCAACGUGAAGGAUGAUGGUUUGUCGGUGCUUGACAUCGUGAAGCAUGCGGUGAAGACGGUGAUCAAGGCGCUCGGCCCCCAAGAUCGCCUGGCUCUAGUGGCGUUUGACGACAAGCAGCGAACGGCGUUGGCCCUCACGGACAUGUGCGAUCGUGGCCAGGAGCUGGCAUUGGAGGCCCUUGAUGGCUUGCGACCGGGGGGCCAAACGAACAUCUGGGGAGGCAUGAAGGCUGCCAUGGAUGCUCUUCGCGAGGGGGCCGCCAGCUCAAAGCGACAUCAGGCCAUCCUCCUCCUGACCGAUGGUCAGCCCAACAUCAAGCCACCACGAGGACAUUUGCGAGAGUUGGCCGAUUACAAGGACACACAUCCAGGCUUCCAUUUCCAACUGAACACCUUCGGCUUUGGGUACAAUCUGGACAGCGAGCUCUUGCUUGAGCUGGCGGAAGAAGGUCAUGGCACCUACGCCUUCAUCCCGGAUGCGGUCAUCGUUGGCACGACCUUUGUGAACAGUGUCGCCAAUGUCCUCAGCACCUUCUCUCAGAGCGUCACCCUGAGCCUCAU
Symbiodinium necroappetens is the source of this 1808-nucleotide messenger RNA. Lineage: Eukaryota; Dinophyceae; Suessiales; Symbiodiniaceae. The record is from the annotation of a GenBank genome assembly.